Messenger RNA from Penaeus monodon (black tiger shrimp), 5065 nucleotides. RefSeq names its product hemolymph clottable protein-like. Gene Ontology annotation, biological process: lipid transport. Gene Ontology annotation, molecular function: lipid carrier activity. Lineage: Eukaryota; Metazoa; Arthropoda; Malacostraca; Decapoda; Penaeidae. The record is from RefSeq and is a predicted model, not a curated record.
AUGAGUCCAUCUGAUCCUGUAUGGAGACAGAUGCCUUCAGAUGAGUUCCACAACGUGAAGGUCGGAGUGCACCACGGCGCCGUGGGAUGUGACGCCAGGGAACCGCUUCCCAUCAGAUACCACGAAGAUGAAUCCAUCGGCUUGCUCCAGAAAACUUUCAGGAUCGUCUUCAACGAAACCGAGCACGGAGCUCAGCUGGUAGCGCCUCAGGAGCCAUCUUGGAUCACAAACAUCAGGAGAGCCAUCUGUAGCAUCUUCCUGCUUCCCCAUCUGCGGACACCAUUCGUGAAGCCUGUCUUCAGUAUUUACAGUGACACGAUUGCUGGUCGAUGCAAACACAGGUUUUCUACAACAAAGCUGCCUAAACAUUUGGCCGGUUUCGAGAACCAGCGUCUUAAAACCGUCUUAGAAGAGGACGAGCAGCGAGGCACAUUCUCCUCUGACCAGGCGUCAGCAAAAACGCCCACCAAGACUCGCAAGGGCGCCUCCGCCAAAGGGCGCAACGCUUCACAAGUAAUAAAUGUGAACGCCACUCAAGACAGUCUUUGGAAAGUCACGCGAGCCAUAAACUUUGACGAGUGCCAGCGUUUAGUGGCUAUUAAGAUUAACGCCGACAGGAGCACCAAGAAGUCCCUCAGCAGGAGCUCGGUGGCCACUUACAUCCUUAGGGGAGAAGAAGGACUCAGGAUCGAGAGGGCAGUUGUGGAGGGUUCCAUCAUCGCCUUCACGAACUCAGACCAGGAGGAGGGCAUCGACACCUUCACUANACAGACAUUAGAACUGAGAGCAGUACGUCGCAUAACUGAGAAACUACCUAUGGAUCAUGACGUUUAUCCCCGCCCAUGGUACUACGAAGCUGCACAUCAGACUGGCGAUGCUUACCCGUCUGUGGAACAAGCCGUUAUUGGGCUGAAUCUUAGCCAGCGAACCCUCGAAGAGAAAAAGACAUACAUCUUGGCGGAGCUCGGAGACUUGUCCCAGAGGGCAACAGGCGGCGAGCAUCGAGGUUUCCCGCUGAUCAAGCAAUACACAGGACUCGUGGAAGCCGUUUCCUGCCUCAGCUACGAAGACCUAAACCAGGUGUUUACUCAUCUGGGAAGAGAGCUGGUGGAGGCGGUCGACGGCCAUUCCGGAUUCGAUUUAGUCAACGUCAAUCUCUGGAAAAUUACCGUCUUCCAGCAAACGCUAAUAUCAGCAGGGACAGAACCAGCCUUGAAGCUUAUCUUAAACACCCUAAAAGACGAGUCACUCCCAACGUCGGAGGGAACUGUCCAGCGGCUCUUCGCUCAACUGCCGAUGACCAUCAAAACGCCGACGCUCAUGCCGCAGAUUCUGGAGUUCGUCAAAUCCUUAACAUGGUCGCGGAAGGACAGAGACGCCAAAAGCGUAGCCAUGAUCGAAUUCGCCAAACUGGCUCGAACGCUGUGCCUGGACACGAGGAAAACGGAAGUCUACGGCGACGCGGAGUGCGACCCCGGGCGCGCGUGCGGACAGCGGCUCAUCCUGGAGGAAUUCCUGCCUUAUCUGGAGCAGAGCAUCGUGGACCAGGCGUCGCCCAUGUGGAUCCGCCUGUUGCACAUCCACGCCCUGAGUCAGCUGCGAGUCCCGCACGCCCUCGCCAUCCUUCAGCCUCUCGUCCUAGGGCUCUCCAGGACAGAGCCACGCCUCAGGAUCCACGCAAUUCGGGGUCUCAGCUUCUUCAGCGUCCAUCCUGUUGUGCGUGACGAGGUCUUUGAGCUUCUGACCUCCGUGGCCGACAACCUCGGCGAGAACCCGAGGGUGCGCAACAUGGCUUUCCUCACGCUUACCACCUGGGCUCCCGACCUCAGCUGGUGGCAGGCGGCGGCCGCGUCCACCUGGCACGAGCCUUCUGUCCAGGUGGCCAACUUCGUAUCAUCUACGAUCACCUCGAUGGCCAAUAGUGACACGGCUAUUUCCCAAAUGGUAUCUCGCGUCGUCCCCCUGGCCAAGCCUGCAGCUCCGGCCUCCUUUUCGUUCUCCACCAACCUGUUCCUUCACGAAUACCUCUUCUCACGGAAGUGCGGCAGUGACAUCGGCGUGGCGUGGCUGGCCAGUGCUGAGGACCUCUUCCCUGCUCACGUGUUCCUGGCCCUGAAAACGUGCGCCCUCUACGACGCAGUUUUCCACUCAGAGUCCGAGGUGCACCAGCGUAACCUUGCGAGGCUCUGGCUGAAGAGGCCUGGGCCGCCGGCGAAGGCAGAGGAGGAGGAGGCUAGCGACGACGCCUUUGAAAUCGUCAUGGGAAUGUUCAACGAGAUCAAAGAAUAUCUAGGAGUGGAGGCACAAAGAAAGGUGUUAGAUGCUACUUGGACGAUCAAGUUCCAGCAACUGCUCAGACUGUCGCUGAAAUUUCUACCGGGAGCGAGAUUCAAAACAGUCAGGGAGUUCGUAAACGCCAUGAAGAGCAAAAUGGGGAACCACGUCCUGCUUUUUCACACGUUCAUUGACUCCACUCUCGUCGUCCCUACGGACCUCGGUCUCCCGUUGGUCGUGAAGUACGACGGCAGCUUCGUCUCCUGCACGACGGCCCGCCUUGAGCAGCCAUCCAACCCGCGCCUGGACGUCGCUCCUGGCGUCCCCAUGUUCCUCGGCGCAGAAGUCGCCUCAGAUACGGAUCAUCAAGUCUCGCUCGAGGCCAAGACACUCCUGCCGUGGUAUGAAAACCUAGCUGUGGGAGCUGGUUUGCAAGGAGGCUGGUCUCUGCAGCUGCCCUUCGUUAUCAGGACCUCGGACCUCACUCUGGGGCACGGCGGGGGCAGCGUGUCUUUCGAACCAGUCGCUACCCAGAAUUUCAAUCUGGUGGCAGCUUACAAUACCCCAUUUACCUUCGUCUCCAUUCGCGACCCUAAUGACCUCAUUACUAGGCCAGACUUGAGGACCGUUACACUCUCUGAUUUGAAGAAUUAUUCAGCGCCCGUUCUUUCCCCUACCUUAGGGCUUCGUGUCGAGUCGCUGUGGGCGGGCGACGUGCCUCAACCGCAGGCUCCGGGUUCCCUGUUUAGCUUUGGUCUAAGUUCCCCCAUAUCAUACCUUUGGAAUUACUACGUGACCUUCGACCCCGCGGCUUCUACAACCAAGAGCGUUGUUUUCUCCUUUGCAUUCAAGCACACAGAGGCGACGCAGGUCCCGAUCAACCAGGAUUUUGGUCAAGAGUCCCAGAGCAGCGCCGACUUCGAAGAUUUUUCACAGGUGCCUCAGUCUCCUGCGGAAAGGCCAGAGGAAACAGGCGAUGGUGAGACGCCCGAGAAAAUGGGUGACUUCCAGAGGCGCGUCAGCCUGGUCCAGCAGCCUCUCACUCCCGAUUCGGGCCACGUCACUACAGUUGGUAUCGAGGCGGUCCUCCACGGAAUACCUUCGAGAAGUUUCCAGGGCUUCCUCUCUUGGGCCCAGGCUUCCGACUACAACAAGACCGCUUCAAGACUGCAGUUGAUGAUCCAGAAGAAUGUCGUGGAAGGGGUACUCAGAGAAAACCAGGCACGCACUUACCAGAUCUGCUUGAACGCCGAGGUGGUGAGUCCAAAGCACAGACUGUUAUCUUCGCUCCAAGAGGUCUUGCUAAGCGAUUUUUACACUCCUAUCAAGGUUCAUCUGCACUCAGGCAGCUCCUGCGAUCUCCCAACCAGUUUGUCCAUUUAGGGAUUUCUGGACUUGAGUGAACAUUCCAAAAAGGUGGUGCGAGAGGCCACGACGACUGGCUGCAGCUACAACCCUUACCACCCUGCCCUGGACAUCAUCACAACACCCCUGUACGACCACGUCCACCUCACGGCCUUCUGGACAGAGGAAUUCCAUAACACGCCUCUUAGCGUUUCAAAUUCCGUCUACGAAAAGCUGGUCCAUUGGUUGUUCCGCCCAAACUUGAGCAUCUACAACAGUCCUCAGCACCCCGGCUCUACGCUUACUCUCAACGCCACCAAAAACGUAGAGACUAGUGAAUGGAGUAUGAAGACAAUUAUGCCACGGCAGGUCUUAGUGGCAAAUCAUAUACACAUUCCAGGUUGGAUUGAGACUUUUAUAACUCCCGCCUCAAUCCAGGACAUGUUAGUGCAUAGCCUGGUCAAUGGCAGACACGCGCCAGUCUGUCCUCUUUCUCUGCAGGCACGGACCUUCGACGGGCUGCAGUUCGAGUACCACCCUGACGAGUGCUGGGCCGUGGCGACCAUGCACCGCGCAGGGGGCGAGGAGGGCCUCGUCCAGGUGCGCCGAAGGAGUGACUGGGAAGCGCAGGUUGUCUGGAGGCGCGAAGGACUCCUCUUGCACAUCACCAACUCGCAGUUGCUGGUGAACGGAGAAACUGUCGAUAGCAGUGACCCGCGUUACGAGGUUGUCAUUCAAGAAAAUGCAGUGAUGGUUAUUCUCAACUCAGGCCCCAUAGUUAAAGUCUCGGAUAAAGUGGAAAUUCUGCUGUCAUCAUCUUACAAAUCCGAGGUAGGCGGCCUGUGCGGAAACCUGGACACGGAAACCUUCACAGACAUGCAAGGACCACGAGGCUGCACGUACACCGACCCCGCCCUCCUCACCCUGGCGUGGACUACUCCCGGGGAUGGCUGCAGCUCCUUCUCCUUCCAGGAUAAGAGGCGGUCGGUGGAGCGGUAUCAGGAGGAUUGCCCCCGGUUUUCCUACGUGCCGACGGGCGUCUCGCAUAGCAAUGUCGUGAUAAACUGCACUGAAUACAAAUACCAAGAUGAGCAUGACGUGUGUGCCUCAGGUGGUCCGCAACCGGUGUCGCUUUGCCAAAAGAGUUCCUCAGAUCAACCUUAUUCAGUAUCGGACAGAGAUGAUGAGGCCACACCUUGGUAUAACUGCCUGCAUAUGUAACUGACAUAAAUGACUGCAUGAAAAAAGUAUUGAUACUUUUGCAUAUUUGCGCCGGUAAGUUUGUCCUGUAUACGUGUAUAUGUAACUGGUAUUAGAAUACAGAUAUUAGAAUUUUCAGACGGAUAUGCUCAUUACUAAGGUUUCUCUGUUGGUUACUUUGAUGCAGUCUCAUUGGUCUGACUUUAAACAGAACUUUAUGAAAUCUUGAAUAAAUGAACUAAUUGUA